ACGUAGGGCUGGGGAGGCUUUUCCUCCCCAUCCUCCUCCCUGCCAGGGAGGAAUUGCAGAGCACAGCCGAGCUCUGCCAAGGUGGGUUUGGGGGGACCAUCGGCAUUCCCGGUGUUUCCGAAAAGGGAAACGCUGCUGUACAAAGAAAAUGCUGAUUUUUGCCAGGAACUCUGCCUUUGGGAUGUGAUUGCUGGAUUUCUGCAAAAAAAAAAACCCCAAAACCCGAACCUGAUAGAAUCUUUGGUGCCGUUAACCCCAGGAAUUCCUUCCUUUUCCCUCAAUGCCAAACACUUCCUUUAAAACCAACCCCAUUUUUUUCCUAAUGCUCCAUUCUCAGGUGUUUUGCAACAUAUUCCUAUUUAUAAAUCAUGGGCUCCGCAAGGCAGGGAAUGAAUGUUUCAAGUUGGUGUUAAAUAUUCAUGAGCUCGUGUCAAUGACAGAGCACCCUGUCCCAUAACAUCCCUGAUAAGUUGGGAAAACGCACGUGAACUCCAGUUCUUUUCCAGUCCUUACUUAGGAAGCCUUCAGCUUCUCAGCAAAAGGAAUCAGGGGUUACUUUAUUAAGCUUUUUUUCCCCAUUUUUAAGAACAAAACCUGGCAAUAUGUUCCAAAGUACCUUCCAGUGCAGGUAUUUUGAUGCUGUGAGAUCUUGCAAAUGAAUGCAGCAGCUCCCUGAACUGUCCCAGAUGUGAAAAAUUUGGCARGGAUGGAACAGAAAUUAUCCCUGUGAAGUUUUUUUUUCCUUCAUUUGUUUCAUAGAUUCCUAAAUUAUACACCUAUAUUUUUAUUUUCUGUACUGAAGAAUGUGGUAAUCCCUGCUUGAGUGUGUGGGAUCCAUCACCUCUGAAGCUGGAAUGAUCUUUAAGGUCCCUCCCUGUGAUUCUGUGAUAAUUUAAUCUGUUUCCCAAAAAAACCCAAAUUUCUCUUAAAUCCAAGGAAUUUUCGUUUUCCAAGAGGAAAAAGUUGCACUGUGUUGCAGGUAAAGUGAAGGAAGCUUGAGAGAUCUGUUCCAUUAAAUCUGGGGGAUCUGUUCCCAAAUUUUUGGCCACARAAAACUUUAUGGAUGGGAAAAGAACCUUCUCUGUGGAAAGGGAACAAAUCACUCUGACCAAAACAUCAAAGCUGUGUCAAUUUAACAGAUUCUGGUCUUAAAAUAUAGAUAUUUAAUUAAUUACAUGGUAUUAAAUAAUUKUGUUUAAGAUGAAAGAAGAGUCACAAAAUCAGCAUCCUGAUGGAAAAAAAAUCCAUCCAUUCCCUGAAUGGUCUCAUUAAUUGUGUUUCAUUAAAUAAUAUUUCAAGAUCUGACACAUUUCAGGAAUUUCACUUCUAAUCACAAAACCAACUCAGAAAAUGGGAUUUGGGCUCUUCCUACCAGGAAAAAAAAAACCCAAAAUCAAUGACACAGCAAUGCCUAAUUCCCAGUAAAAUCCAGGCAGACAAAACACGGAUAUCAUUGAAUAUAUAUAAUUUAAUCAUAUUUUUAUGACCUUCAUKAUUUUGUAGAUAGCACAAUAACAGCCUCUAUGUCCAAAAACAAAGAUUAUAUCCCAUCCCAAUUUAGGAUACCUGAAACCAGAUCCAAAACAACUCACAGCAUUCCCUGUGGAAGAUGGAGACAGGGAAUGAGGAAAAACCUGGAUGCUGCUUGAUUAAAGGGGGCUUUAAGAGUCACCAAGCAGCUCCCAGCUGGAAAAAAGCCCUGGAAGGAAUUCAAUCCCUGUUUUUCUGUGCUUUCAGGGUGGUGAAGUUCCGCCGCACCGGGGAGAGCUCGAGGUCGGACGAGGAUGGGAUUUCGGGGGAGCACGAGGUGCAGAUCGAGGGGGUGAGGACAGAGCUGGAGCCYGUGGAGCUGGGGGAUGGAGCUGCAGUGCCCAAGGAAUUCGCCAAYCCCACGGAUGAUACUUUCAUGGUGGAAGAUGCGGUGGAAGCCAUUGGAUUUGGGAAGUUCCAGUGGAAGCUCUCUGUCAUUACUGGAUUAGCAUGGAUGGCAGAUGCCAUGGAAAUGAUGAUUUUAAGUAUCCUUGCUCCUCAGCUGCACUGUGAGUGGCGCUUACCCAGCUGGCAGGUUGCAUUGCUCACCUCGGUGGUGUUUGUGGGAAUGAUGUCCAGCUCCACGCUCUGGGGAAACAUCUCAGACCAGUAUGGGAGGAAAACAGGCCUAAAGAUCAGCGUGUUGUGGACGCUCUACUAUGGGAUCCUCAGUGGAUUUGCUCCCAUUUACAGCUGGAUCCUGGUGCUGAGRGGCCUGGUGGGCUUUGGCAUUGGAGGAGUUCCUCAGUCGGUAACUUUAUAUGCUGAAUUCCUUCCAAUGAAAGCCAGAGCAAAGUGCAUUUUAUUAAUAGAGGUGUUCUGGGCCCUGGGGACUGUGUUUGAAGUGCUCCUGGCAGUGGUGGUGAUGCCCACGCUCGGCUGGCGCUGGCUCCUCAUCCUUUCUGCCCUCCCWCUCCUGCUCUUUGCUGGCCUGUGUUUUUGGCUGCCAGAAAGUGCCAGGUACGAUGUGUUAUCUGGGAACCAGGAGAAAGCUCUGGCCACUUUGAAGAGGAUAGCAACAGAAAAUGGGGCUCCAAUGCCUUUGGGGAAACUGGUGAUUUCCAGACAGGAAGACCGAGGCAAAAUGCGGGACCUUUUCACCCCCCAUUUCCGCUGGACCACAUUGCUGCUCUGGUUUAUUUGGUUUUCCAAUGCUUUUUCAUAUUAUGGGUUAGUUUUAUUAACUACAGAGCUCUUCCAAGCAGGAGAUGUUUGCAGCAUAUCCAGCAGAAGGCAGGAAGUUCAAGCCAAGUGCAGCCUGACCUGUGAGUACCUGACAGAGGAAGAUUACACUGACCUGCUGUGGACAACCCUGUCAGAAUUCCCUGGUGUGUUGGUGACCCUGUGGAUCAUCGACCGCAUCGGCCGCAAGAAAACCAUGGCCCUGUCCUUCCUUGUCUUCUCCUUUUGCAGCCUCCUGCUGUUUCUCUGUGUUGGAAGAAAUGUUCUUACUGUGCUGCUCUUCAUUGCAAGAGCUUUUAUUUCAGGAGGAUUUCAGGCUGCUUAUGUUUACACUCCUGAGGUUUAUCCCACAGCCACUCGUGCUUUGGGCCUGGGAACGUGCAGUGGAAUGGCCAGGGUGGGAGCCCUCAUAACCCCCUUCAUUGCCCAGGUGAUGUUGGAAUCCUCAGUCUAUCUGACUCUGGUGGUUUACAGUGGCUGCUGCCUGCUGGCUGCCUUGGCCUCCUGCUUCCUGCCCAUCGAGACCAAGGGCCGUGGCCUGCAGGAGUCCAGCCACAAGGAAUGGGGCCAGGAGAUGGUGGGCAGAGGAUCUCAUUCCCCAGGGGAAUCACAGGAAUGAUGGGAUGUGGAAACCUGCUGGAAGAAUGAAGGAUAGGAGCAAGAUGUCUCACAAAACCUCUGAGCCUGAAGCAUGGAAAGCUGACCACCAUCACUGCCAACGUCACGUGUUCAAACUGCAGGAAUUUGGGGUUGAACCUCAGCAAAUUGUGUUUCUGCUGCUCUUCGCUCACACUCAUAAAAACUUUUCYGGAUGGAGAGGCCUUCGAUCCAGAUAUCCUUGGAAAUUUAGCAGGAGGGGUUUCUCUUCAGUCUGUCAUGCUUGCAUGGUCAGCUCUUCCGCUUAAAAUGUCCWGUGCCAAGCAAAUGCCAAGUGACUGCAGCCCAGCAAAAGCUGUCAUUAGAACACUGAGCUCUUGAUGCCUAAAACCAAGGGGUUCGUAUUUAUUGUGAACAUUUAUGGCACAGGGUGAAUUCCAUACCCUACACUAUGGAUUCAAUGCCUGCCUUGCACUUUUAGCCACCAAAACCACCACCAAAAUGUGGUUCCGGCAAACCAAUCCGGGCUUUCCAGUUGGGUUCUGUUCCUGGAGGAUUAACAGGYGUGGAUUGCUUGGAAACUGAUUCCUGAUUUCAGAUUUGUCCCAUCCCAGGUGGGUCAYUGGAGCAGGGAGGGUGGUGUUUGCUGCAGAGCUGGGACCUUGGAGCAGAAAUGUCAAUCACAGAGUCAUUAAGGUUGGAAAAGACCUCAAAGCUCAUCAGGUCCAAAGUACAAAUCCUCGUGGUUUGGGGCAAAAUUGGACUUCUUUGGCAUUGCCAGGGACCUYGAGCUCUCUGUUGUUUGGAGCAGGGGGAUUCUCACUCCUGUGGUUCUCUGCAUUGAUCCAGGUGUGUCCCUGCUCCGUUCACCCGGGCACAUCCUCAUGGGGGGAGAGCCCCAGCUGGAGCUGGAAAUGCUGCUGUUGGGAUGGAGCUGCUCCCUGACAGCUGGGCAGGACUCUUCCUGCUGAUUGUACAUUGACACAGGAAUGUAGCUGGAGUGAAUGAAUGAAAAAAAACAGGAGAAGAGCCCAUCUGCAGUGAGCUUGGAUGAGGAACAUCCCUCUUUCAGGUGUGGCUCCUCAAGGAGCGAUCCUGCUCUUGUCAGGGAAUGUCACGGAGCUCAGGUGAGGAUAAACUCAUCACAAACCUGGCCCUGGGCACAAGUCAGGUGGCAGAGUCUGUGGGAAUGUGUAAGGAUCUGAGAUGUGCCUCAUCCAGGUCUCUGUAUUUUCAGGAUUCCAGACCUUGGAACACAACCAAAUGUGGGUGAGAUGGACUUGGUGAGGCUCUGGAAGCAUUGGGGGUUUGUGGUGUGUCUGAGCAGGUGUCUCACCCAAACACAGGGAAAUGUGCAACACAUUUUUAGAGUUGAAUAUUUUAAGUAUCCUGGGAAGCAGAUCCCAUUCCUGGGGUCAGGAAUAGGUCUCCAAGCCCAUGUUUGGUGCAGUACAAGUGAGCACUGUUGGGUUCUGCUGUCACUGAGAGUCACAGCUCUGAGGUCACUGCAGUGCUCUGCCACAUGCCAGGCUGCUURUUUGGAGACUGAGGGGAAAAUAGCAGUGGAUAAUUCCUUAAAGAAAACCAGGAAACUCAGGCUGAUGGAAAAGGCCAAAGAGGUUGGGGAUAUUGUGUGUGGGGCUGUGUUCUGUUGCGAGCGAAGUUUGCCAAGGCACCGAGUGUCCAUCGGUCCCACCAGAGGAUGGUGGCUCAGUGAAGGAUUCCAGGAAUGGCUGGUGGAAACAGGCAAGCUUGGCUUUUCCCAGUGACACAAAAAUGAAUUCAGCUCCCAGGGGAUCCCUGGAAUCAGCUGUGGGUGAUGGCACCAAACCCUCUGUCCCUUCCAGCWGGGUUGGUUCUCUCUGUCUCCCCUGUCCCUGUGUCCAGCAGGCUCAAGCUCCAGCUGAUCCCAGUAACCAGACAGGGCUCUCAUGGCACUGACAGCAACCACAAGUCAUUGUUGACCUCCUUCUGCCAGGCUGGAGCUGGCUCAUUCUCCCUGUGUGCCUGGGGSAGCCUGGAGCACAGCCAGAGGGACUUGUUUUGUGGAAUACCAGAAUCCCAAAGUGAUUUGGGUUGGGAGGGACCUUAAAGCUCACCCAGUCCCACUCCCUGCCAUGGGCAGRGACACCUUUCACUAKMCCAGAUUGCUCCAA
Molecule: messenger RNA, 5465 nt
Organism: Malurus melanocephalus (red-backed fairy wren)
Lineage: Eukaryota; Metazoa; Chordata; Aves; Passeriformes; Maluridae
Gene: SVOP
Product: SV2 related protein
Exons: 15
Coding region: 1610-3331 (573 amino acids)
Biological process (GO): transmembrane transport
Cellular component (GO): membrane
Molecular function (GO): transmembrane transporter activity
Source: RefSeq, a predicted model, not a curated record